AGGGUCUCAUGAACCUCUUUUAGAGAUCUUUCUAGACCUCAGAAUUUUGAACUUAUAAAAUUUAAGAACAUGCCAAAUUCCUGCUAAAAAUCCCCACAAUCUCUUAUCAACAGCGCAGAAGUUCAUUGGGUUAAGCGACGUGGACGAUCCAGCUGAUUAGAGAUUAGUGAUAAAUUAAAUAACCUCAUGAUUUUUUGAUGUUUGGAGAGAAUUCUCUAUGGGGGCUCUGGUUCUUUUGAGAGGGAGAGAAAUUAUUUGCAUAAAAACAGAAGCAGCUAUAUAGAAAGCCUAUGUACGGACGUGAUAUAUGAAAAUACGCGGGAUUGUUUAUAUAGAGAGACACAUUGUAUAGAGAUACGAAAUGGGUAAAUCAGAAAGAGCAGUUGUGUUUGGUUUGUGAAGCUGUCAAGAGCGGGAACCGAAACGCGGACAAUGAAUAAAAUAUGUGGCAUGCUCUGUGCCCUGAGCGUGCUGCUCAUAUCUAACGCUUCUGGACAGACAGUGGAGCGUCCUGGAAAUGUCACCGAAGUGACCCCAACGCCGCCACCAUCCCCGGGAAAACUGCUGUUGGCCAUACACUAUGAAGCCCUGUGCCCGGACAGUAUGUACUUCAUCCGCCGAAGGUUGUACGAUGCCCUGAAUAGCUAUAACUGGUGGCCAUACACGGACCUUAAGCUGUAUCCCUUCGGCAAGGCUGGAUUCUACAACAAUACUGCCACCGGAGAAAUGCAGGUAUUUUGCCAGCAUGGCGAGGAGGAGUGCGAACUGAAUGCCCUCCACGCCUGUAUUAUUGAGACCUUCGAUACCCAGAAGGCCUUCAAGCUGAUAUACUGUAUGCUGCGAUCCUAUAGCAAUCAAUUAGACAAAUGCUCCAGCCAAUUAGGACUCGAUGUUAGCAAAGCCCGGGAAUGCAAGGCGUCUCGUAAAACCGCAGAUAUCUUGGCUCCCUAUGGAAAAGAAACUCUUAAACUGGGCAUCUCUUUUGUACCCAGCAUUGUUUUUGAAAAUGAUUUCAAUCCCUAUGAGCAGAGCAGCAUCCGCUACAACUUCGAGCGCUACUUCUGCAAAGAGUACUUGAAAAAGUUCAAAAUUAAACUGCCUACUUGUGACUAAUUUCUAUAAUGUCUGUAACAUGAUGAGUAAUACUUUUUAAUGUCCAAAAACCAAUAAAUAAUAAUUAUAUUCCACUGGUCAGCAUG
This is a messenger RNA of Drosophila ananassae, 1199 nucleotides long. It is a transcript of the gene GILT3, whose product is annotated as GILT-like protein 3. Bases 433 to 1113 code for a protein of 226 amino acids. Gene Ontology annotation, molecular function: oxidoreductase activity, acting on a sulfur group of donors, disulfide as acceptor. Lineage: Eukaryota; Metazoa; Arthropoda; Insecta; Diptera; Drosophilidae. The transcript has 3 exons. The record is from RefSeq and is a predicted model, not a curated record.